Hydatigera taeniaeformis is the source of this 579-nucleotide messenger RNA. The record is from the annotation of a GenBank genome assembly. NCBI's taxonomy places the organism in Eukaryota, Metazoa, Platyhelminthes, Cestoda, Cyclophyllidea, Taeniidae.
AUGUCCGCUUUCUCCAAGCCUAUUGGCCAGCAAAGGAACACCUCGCCUGUGAUUGGACAAAGACAACCCGACACAGGCUCCCAUUUCUCUCGUACAGACAGCUUGGGCCAUCUUCCUUCAGUUGUGCAAAUCGAAGCCAUGUCUAACGUUCCGCCUCCCAGUGGUCUUAGCUAUCAAGUUAAAAAGAAGCUCGAGGGCAAGCGUGAUAAGGAUCAAGAAAAUGAGGCUCUUGACUGGAUUGAAGCCCUUACUGGACUCAAGAUGGACCGCUCCAAGCUCUACGAAGACAUACUGAAGGAUGGCACCGUGUUGUGCAAACUCAUGAAUGCCAUCAAUCCGGGCUGCAUUAAGAAGAUCAAUGAGAACGCCACAAUGCCCUUUAAGAUUAUGGAAAACAUAAGCGCCUUUCUGGAGGCAAUAAAGAGCUAUGGUGUCCCAGUGGGUGACCUCUUCCAGACUGUUGACCUCUUCGAGAAGAAGGACAUUGCGCAAGUCACUCGAACUCUCUUCGCUCUUGGGCGUACGGUAAGUUGCACCGCGACUCUCCUUCCAUCCCUUCUUCCUGAUAAUGCUAAAUGA